UGAUGGUAUUGAAAGUUAUAUAUCGGUUUGUUCUUCUGCAUCAGAUAAACAAGCGGUUCAUUGUGGGACAACAAUCCGUACAUUAAUUUGCUAGACGUCUGAGCAGUUAGGGAGUUCUUUCUGUAUAAUUAGCCCACACUUUGGACUUGCGUUAAUUAAUAUCAAUUAAAAUGUUCGACCUGUCGGCAACAUCUGUGUUUCUAGGAGUGGUGAUUUUUCUCCUCUGUUUCUGGGUCGUCCGGAGACCUAGGAACCUCCCACCUGGGCCAUGGUCGCUCCCAAUCAUCGGGUAUAACUUUAAACCAGGUCUUAUCCACGAAGCUUACAUGGACCUGGCUGAGAAGUACGGCCCUAUUUUCAGUUUGCGGAGAGGUUCGUUUUUCUUUGUUAUUCUUAACGACAGGGAGAGUAUCACACAGGCUCUGGUAAAGUCAGGAGAAUUCUUCUCGGAUCGGUUUGUACCGGGACACAUUAAUUGGGGAAUACCGGAUCCUGGAAAGAAAGCUACCAUUGCUUUUAGUAAUGGCAAACCAUGGGUCGACUUACGGAGGUUCUCUCUUCCUGCCCUGCGCUCCUUUGGAUUUGGGAAGCAGAGCCUGGUUCCUCAGAUUAAUCUGGAGGCACGUUACCUGUCUGAGGAAAUCAGAAAUCUUCGAGGAGAACCCACAGAUUUAGCAACUACAUUUAGUAAGGCAACCGCUAAUAUCAUUUGUCAACUUCUAUUUAGUCAGCGAUACGAAUACAGUGACGGCGAGAUGAGCAGGGUUCUUAAGAGUAUGGACGAAUUCCUCUCCCUCAUUCCUGAAACAGAUCUAGUGAACAUCUUCGAAACACUCAUACAUACUCCAAGAUACAAGCCCUACCGUGAAUCUAUUUUCUCUGACAGGUAUUUCAUUAUGUCCCAUCUCAACAGCCAUCGAGAAACGUUUCAGAAAGACAACAUCCGGGACUUUACUGACGCGUUCUUAGCAGACGACAUAUCCAAGGAAUUCGAGUUAGAGCAUUUCUGGCGAGUCUUGCUUGAUUUUUUUGUAGGUGGUACCGACACCACGGCCGUGGUUACCUCUUGGGCGAUUCUGUUUCUUUCUGUUCACCCAGAUGUUCAAAGAAAGGUACAAGCUGAGUUGGAUACUGUUGUUGGGCGUGGCCGCCAACCGAAUACUCUUGAUCGUCCAGACCUGCCCUACUGCAACGCCACUCUAACAGAGGUCAUGCGAAUACGCCCCAUCCUCCCGGUCUCAGUUCCUCGUAUGACAUCUGAUAACGUUUCAUUCCGAGGCUUUACGAUUCCAAAGGGAAGCAUCAUUAUUCCAAACCUGUAUGCUGUUCAUCAUGAUCCCAAGGAAUGGAAUGAACCGGACACAUUUAACCCGGAUCGUUUUCUCAGUGCUGAUGGAAAACAAUUCCAGAAGAACGAGGCGUGGAUGCCAUUUGGUGUUGGUCGUCGUGAUUGUGUUGGGAGUCAGCUGGCCAAAAUGGAAUACUUCCUGCUGUUCACCAAUCUCUUCCAACAGUUUGAAUUCAAGCUUCCUCUUAACCAACCAAACCCAAGCAUGCGUGGAGCGAAUGGAAUCACCAUGAAUCCACAACCCUACAAAAUUUGCGCCAUCGAGCGCUGAUUUUGUUCUCUUUCGCUGCAUUAAUCUUCCAAUGCAACUUAUUUGUCACUGAGAGAAAUGCGAUUGUUUAAAAUUUCACGUCUAAUUUGAAGGUUUAUUUUGGCAUAUUAUCUCUUAAUGAAGUAUAUUUUCACUAGUCAUCCCCGAUCAUAAAUGUUUAGAACAAAACUUAUUCAGUUUUCUUAUGUAUAUGCAUUAUUCAUUUUGUAUUAACAUAUGUCGAUCAUAAUGAUAUUCAUCUUGGUUAUAAUUGUUUUGUAUAUUAUACACGAUUAUUGAUUUCGAUUUCGUGGGCUUUAUAAAAUAAAAACUCGACGUUCAUCAGUUCUCCACAUAUAAUAAAUAAUUGAAUGUACAGAUGAAUAGCGUUUUAAUUGCCAUGUGAAAGGAAUUUCUUUUUAUAUAACAAAACAAACAACAAAAAACUCUCAUGAUUUGAAUACGACUAGCAUUACUAGAAAAUAAUCAUCAUUUGAUUUUCGAGAAGAAAAAAAAACAACAGUUGCUUUCAUGUUCUGAUAACAAUCAUUGGUGCAGGCCAUAUAGGCAUACCAUUUUCUCUUCCACUUUCCCCACUCUAUUUCAUUUUUAUUUGCCAUAAUAAGCCAGUUUAAGGUUGCAGUCUGAGCAUGAGCAGAUUAUGGUCAUUUGUACCAAAAAGGUAAAACCCACAGAGAUGAAUACUGGUUAUGCGCUCAUAAAAGUUAUGUGAAUAUUAUUCAUUUAUGCACCAACGGUACUUUCUAAGAUACGCAGGUGGAAGUAUUCUUUUCAAGUGGGCAAACAAAAGGUAUUCACGAAAUACAUCUAGGACUUUGGCAGUUAUUAUUUUAAGAUGCUCAAAGUGGAAUUUCUCCAUGUGUAAAAGAUCUGUGGAUAUGUGCUAUCUAUAAACUCCCUUAUUAAGAUGAUUCUAGAACUUUAUGAUACCCAAUAGUUCAACUUAAUACAUAUCCAUACUUUGAGAAUAAGUUAUAGACAGUGAGUUCAAAUUCAUAUAUGUCGUUACGUUUUAUACCAUGUUUUAUACACCUGUCCAUUGCAUGUAGCCAUUGCAUUUAGCCAAUUGGAAUGAUUUGUUUAUACUUAUACUGACAAUUAUGAUGGACAGCAUAAAUGAAAGCGUUGGGUAUGAGGUUAAACAUAAAUAGGACAAAGGUGAUGAAGUUUAGACAGAAUCCCAGCUGCAUUCACAUCACGCUAUGGUGAAACCAGAAAGAAUGGAGUUUUUGUCAUGCCCCCCCCCCCAAAAAAAAAAAAAAUCUACUGUACAGCAGAGCACCAGAUGAAGAUACGGAAAAUAUAACUUGACACUGGAACCAAUUUUAAUUUCCAAUAACUUUAACUUGGUGUUUUCCAACGCAAUUCUAUCGUUCUAUAUCUUGUUGCAAUGAUUUUCAAUAAAUAAGCAUUUUGUCAUUCAAGUAGCAAAAUUCAAUAUCAAUUUCUUAUAAAAUAUCAUUUAAGUUUUUUUGUUGUUGUAAAUACCUAUAUUAUCAUCCGUAAAGCGCUUAUAUUUCGUUAUCAUAUGCGAUAACAUCAUAACGAAGGAUUGUCGUUAUAUUUUUUAAGGAUCUAAAAGAUUUAUCCUGAUUAGGUACUAUAAUGCCUUGUUCAUAUAUGCAGCUAAAAAAGUGGGUUUUUUUAAAAUAAAUGAAUCAUGUGUAAUCCGCCUAACAUUUUUAUAUCAUUAAUGCAACAUUAAACAUCAGUUACAGUUACACCACCAACCCGACGCCAAGACGAUUCAGAACUGACGGAUUCUUCGUCAAUGGUGAUUCGAAAUUUCUAGAUCAUCCUGUUUAAUAGUUCUGGUUGUUGUCACUGGGGUAUUAGAAUAUGAUCCUAUCUAUUUUCUAAUUAGGAGUAAUAAAUUGUAAAUAUAUGAUCAGAGACUCAGUCCAAGUCGUCGAGAAAUAUCGCCCUUCAUUCCAUGUGUUACAUUAUCAAGUGAUAAUUUAACCUAUUAUGAGAUGAACAUGGAAUUUUUGGGGUAAAUUAUGCCUACUCGGAAAUAUUACGACUUUACUUAUUUAACAUUAAAGAGGUACUAAACAAAAAAUUGCGUAGUGAAAAUGGUCUAUCCGGAAAAGACCCCCAAACAAAGUUUUCUACUCCUAUGGAUUAGAGGAUUCUGAAUUAAACCUAAUUAAUACAGAGAAUAAUGACAUUAAACAUACCAAUUAAACUCUAUCCCGAAUGGCAAAGCACAAUUUGGAAAUAAAGAGAUAGUAUUACCUAUCUAACUAUGCCCGUCUCCCAGUA
Molecule: messenger RNA, 3884 nt
Organism: Strongylocentrotus purpuratus (purple sea urchin)
Lineage: Eukaryota; Metazoa; Echinodermata; Echinoidea; Camarodonta; Strongylocentrotidae
Product: cytochrome P450 2J2
Exons: 4
Coding region: 171-1619 (482 amino acids)
Biological process (GO): xenobiotic metabolic process
Cellular component (GO): intracellular membrane-bounded organelle; cytoplasm
Molecular function (GO): oxidoreductase activity, acting on paired donors, with incorporation or reduction of molecular oxygen, reduced flavin or flavoprotein as one donor, and incorporation of one atom of oxygen; heme binding; iron ion binding
Source: RefSeq, a predicted model, not a curated record